AUGUCUGCACCUCUUUACGCCGUAGCAGACUUCUGUCUGAUCCCCAUGGGAUUACCUAAACCAUCUGUCGGGCCUGAGAUAGCUGAGGUUCAGAGGGUAUUAGAGAAAUCAGGAUUGGAAUACAAAGCUGUACAUGCUUUAGGAUGUCAGAGAAUUGCCACCGAUAUCAGGAUAGGUACAAGGACAGAUAAAUCUAUCACCUCAGGCGGGAACGACAGUAAAGUAAAGAGGGUUGUUGAUAUACUUGCAUCUGAGAAGAAGUAA
This is a messenger RNA of Kwoniella mangroviensis CBS 8507, 264 nucleotides long. RefSeq lists its product as uncharacterized. The record is from RefSeq and is a predicted model, not a curated record. The transcript has 4 exons. Gene Ontology annotation, cellular component: cytosol. Lineage: Eukaryota; Fungi; Basidiomycota; Tremellomycetes; Tremellales; Cryptococcaceae. The coding region runs from base 1 to 264 and encodes 87 amino acids.